AUGAGGGGGAGCGCCUACCGCUUGCAGCGCCUUUUUGGCGCUGAUGGUCGAUGCUUUGACGUGGCGGUGGAUCACGGCAUCUUUGGCGAGCUCACCUUUCUCAAGGGCAUCGAGGACAUGGAAGCGGUGGUGCGGAUUGUGGUCGAGGCCAACCCCGACGCUGUGCAGCUGAGUCCCGGCCAAGCGCACCUCCUGCAGUCGAUUCCCGGCAAGGCUAAGCCCGCGCUCGUCCUCCGCGUGGACACAACGAACGCAUACGAACAGCCGAAACCGAGCCAGCUGUUCAGCCAAAUGAUCGCCGACCCCGUGGGCCAGGCACUACGCCUCGAUGCCGCGUGCGUGGUGGUGAACCUGAUCCGCAUUGAAGGGGCCGAGACGCUCUAUCACCAGUGCCUCCAGAAUAUCGUACAGAUCAAGCCCGAAUGCGAGAAGUGGGGCAUGCCGCUCAUGAUCGAGCCGCUCAUAAUGAGGGCCGAUGGCGAGCGAUACGGUGUAGACGGCGAUGCAACCAAGAUCAUUCCUCUGGUGCGGCAGGCCGUCGAGCUGGGGGCCGACAUUAUCAAAGCCGAUCCCACGACAGACAUGGAGGAAUACCACAAAGUGGUGGCGGUCGCGGGGCGGGUGCCGGUCCUGGUGCGCGGCGGCGGCCGGGCGUCGGACGAGGAGGUCCUUCAGCGUACAGCCACGGCCAUCGGCCAGGGCGCACGCGGCAUCGUCUACGGCCGCAACGUCGUGCAGCACCGCACGCCCAAGGGCAUGACGCAGAGCCUGAUGGGCGUCGUCCACGAUGGCCUCUCCCCCGCCGAGGCUCUCCACCGCCUCCAAGCCUUCUAA
Messenger RNA from Acanthamoeba castellanii str. Neff, 834 nucleotides. Its product is annotated as deoxyribosephosphate aldolase/phospho-2-dehydro-3-deoxyheptonate aldolase. NCBI's taxonomy places the organism in Eukaryota, Discosea, Longamoebia, Acanthamoebidae. The transcript is spliced from 8 exons. The coding region runs from base 1 to 834 and encodes 277 amino acids. Gene Ontology annotation, molecular function: fructose-bisphosphate aldolase activity. The record is from RefSeq and is a predicted model, not a curated record.